AUGUCCCUACCGAGUGUCCGACUAUGCCCCUACCGAGUGUCCGCCUAUGUCCCUACCGAGUGUCCGCCUAUGUCCCUACCGAGUGUCCGACUAUGUCCCUACCAAGUGUCCGACUAUGUCCCUACCGAGUGUCCCAAUAUGUCCAUACCGUGUGUCCCACUAUGCCCCUACCGAGUGUCCGACUAUGUCCCUACCAAGUGUCCGACUAUGUCCCUACCAAGCGUCCGACUAAUUCCCUAUCGAGUGUCCGACUUUGUCCCUACCGAGUGUCCGACUAUGUCCCUAUCGAGUGUCCGACUAUGUCUCUACCGAGUUUCCGACUAUGUCCCUACCGAGUGUCCUACUAUGUCCCUACCGAGUGUCCUACUAAGCCCCUACCGAGUGUCCGACUAUGUCCCUACCGAGUGUCCUACCAUGUCCCUAACGAGUGUCGGACUAUGCCCCUACCGAGUGUCCGACUAUGUCCCUACCGAGUGUCAGACUAUGUCUCUACCGAGUGUCCGUACCGAGUGUCCUAUUAUGUCCCUACCGAGUGUCCGACUAUGUCCCUACCGUGUGUCCUACUAUGUCCCUACCGAGUGUCCGACUAUGUCCCUACCGAGUGUCCUACUAAGCCCCUACCGAGUGUCCGACUAUGUCCCUACCGAGUGUCCGACUAUGCCCCUACCGAAUAUCCGACUAUGUCCCUACCGAGUGUCCGACUAUGUCCCUACCGAGUGUCCGACUAUGUCCCUACCGAGUGUCCGACUAUGCGCCUACCGUGUGUCCGACUUAGCCCCUACCGUGAGUCCGUCUAUGCCCCUACCGAGUGUCCUACUUUGCCCCUACCGAGUGUCCUACUAUGCCCCUACCGAGUGUCCUACUUUGCCCCUACCGAGUGUCCUACUAUGUCCCUACCGAGUGUCCGACUAUGCCCCUACCGUGUGUCCGACUAAGCCCCUACCGAGUGUCCGACUAUGCCCCUACCGUGUGUCCGACUAUGCCCCUACCGAGUGCCCGACUAUGUCCCUACCGAGUGUCCGACUAUGCCCCUACCGAGUGUCCGACUAUGUCCCUACCGUGUGUCCGACUAUGUCCCUAUCGAGUGUCCGACUAUGUCCCUACCGAGUGUCCGACUAUGCCCCUACCGAUUGUCCGACUAUGCCCCUACCGAGUGUCCGACUAUGUCCCUACCGAGUGUCCGACUAUGUCCCUACCGAGUGUCCGACUAUGUCCCUACCGAGUGUCCUACCAUGUCCCUACCGAGUGUCGGACUAUGCCCCUACCGAGUGUCCGACUAUGCCCCUACCGAAUGUCCUAUGUCCCUACCGUGUGUCCGACUAUGUCCCUACCGAGUGUCCUACUAUGUCCCUACCGUGUGUCCGACUAAGCCCCUACCGAGUGUCCGACUAUGUCCCUACCAAGUGUCCGACUAAUUCCCUAUCGAGUGUCCGACUUUGUCCCUACCGAGUGUCCGACUAUGUCCCUAUCGAGUGUCCGACUAUGUCUCUAUCGAGUGUCCGACUAUGUCCCUACCGAGUGUCCUACUAUGUCCCUACCGUGUGUCCUACUAAGCCCCUACCGAGUGUCCGACUAUGUCCCUACCGAGUGUCCGACUAA
Molecule: messenger RNA, 1599 nt
Organism: Pecten maximus
Lineage: Eukaryota; Metazoa; Mollusca; Bivalvia; Pectinida; Pectinidae
Product: periaxin-like
Exons: 1
Coding region: 1-1599 (532 amino acids)
Source: RefSeq, a predicted model, not a curated record